Molecule: messenger RNA, 1300 nt
Organism: Actinia tenebrosa (Australian red waratah sea anemone)
Lineage: Eukaryota; Metazoa; Cnidaria; Anthozoa; Actiniaria; Actiniidae
Source: RefSeq, a predicted model, not a curated record
AUUUUUUCCCUUUUGAAGUUUGCUGCUUUAACAAAAGAAUUUCACAUUCCGCAUAAACUUCAUUGUCACCUUUUGUUUUUGUGCACGAAAAGUCAACAUCCACUGCUGUAUUUGUAUUUGCAUUCAGAUCUUAUUUGCAAGUGGAGAAUACUUUUAGUUUGAUUUUGAAGUGUCUUUCAUGCUGUGUAGUUMGACAGCUUGUUGUAUGUCAAAGCCGAGAGAGAAAAUGGAUAAAGACCAACUGUUACAGGAAGAAGAGAAUAGCUACAAACAAUCUGAAACGAAAUUACUAAGAAAAGACGGCAUUACCGAAGAGGAAAAACUGUUGUAUCUGGAGGCCACAAAGAUACAUGGUAAUAAUUGGCGAGAAAUUUCCAGGUUCAUUUUGAAAAAUGGCAAGUCGCUUCCAAAGCCGGUGUAUCAAAAUUACCAAGAAGCUAAUAGCAAUGAAGGAAAGAUGAAAAGCAUUAAGAGCAGAAUAGGAAGUUUAAGAAGAAAAACGAAGAACAGCCCUGAAGUCUCUUCUAGAGAGAAAAUCCAUGUCAUAGAAACUUCUGAGUGUACAUCCGUUCAAGACCUUGGGAUAAAACUGCAACACGCAAAGAAACAAGAAGAAAAGGGCCCAUUGUCUGCUAUGAAACCCGCCAAAGACUCGGAUGACUCACUUGUAAGCGAUGAGGAUGUAGAAGAUCAUAGUGAAAAAAGCAGCGGAUCUGAGAUUGGAACUAAACGCCAAAAGAAGUCACCAAAGAAAAGGGAGAAGCCAAAGAAAAAGAAAAGAGAUAGCAAAAUAGAAAAUUCUAAUAAUGAUUAAACGCAGGAAUCUGCUGUGUAUUGUUAAUCCAAGGGUUUAAUCAUUAUUAGAAUAUUCAACUACGUCAAAAAAAAAAAAGAAAGAAAAACAAAAAACAGAAUAUGCUUUUUUGGUAAAAGCGAAUAAAUUUCCUUGCCUAAUUUGCAUGAAAAAUUUCACCCUUUGAAAUUUACCCUUGAAGUUCAAGGGAUACGGAAAAACUCUAAUACUUAGAAAAAAAGACAAUGCAUGGCAAUAAAGAUAUUGCCAAAUCGACGAAAAGGUCACUAAAUCGGAAAACCCUAAUACAAAUAAUCUUCUGAAGAAGGUUCUGACUAUUUGCUGCAUCCUUAGCAAGGAGAAGCGCCUUCAAAACUGAUAAUGGUACCGAUGAACCAAUAAACCGGUAAUGUGCUAGUUUGAGCCGGUGACAAUCAGAUACGUUGAAAUGUAAGUAAGGUCGGUUGAAAAUAUAAACUCCAUUAAACAAUUUUUUUGCCUCUAGAA